GCUUCUCCUGCAUUGGCCGAGAAAACUCACCAAUAGGGAGCUCCGGGAGGCGGGCCUAGAACGCCACCGACUUGAGGAAGCCCAGUACAUUUCAAGUUGGCCGCGGCGUGGGCUCCGCGUGGGGGAGGGGCAGCAGGUUUUUUCACUGGAUCUCUGAAUACCCAGGCCCCCUCCACCAUGGCCAGCCGGGGUGGGGGCCGGGGUCGUGGCCGGGGCCAGUUGACCUUCAACAUGGAGGCCGUGGGCAUUGGGAAAGGGGAUACUUUGCCCCCACCCACCCUGCAGCCUUCUCCACUCUUCCCUCCUUUGGAGUUCCGCCCAGUACCUUUGCCCUCAGGAGAGGAAGGGGAAUAUGUCCUGGCACUGAAGCAGGAGCUACGAGGAGCCAUGAGGCAGCUCCCCUACUUCAUCCGGCCAGCUGUCCCCAAGAGAGAUGUGGAGCGUUAUUCAGACAAAUAUCAGAUGUCAGGUCCGAUUGACAAUGCCAUCGAUUGGAACCCUGAUUGGCGGCGUCUACCCCGGGAGCUAAAGAUCCGAGUGCGGAAGCUACAGAAGGAACGGAUUACAAUUCUGCUCCCCAAGAGGCCCCCUAAGACCACAGAAGAUAAGGAGGAAACAAUACAGAAACUAGAGACCCUGGAGAAGAAGGAAGAAGAAGUAACUUCAGAGGAGGAUGAGGAGAAGGAAGAAGAAGAAGAGAAGGAAGAGGAGGAAGAAGAAGAGUAUGAUGAAGAAGAACAUGAAGAGGAAACUGAUUACAUCAUGUCAUAUUUUGACAAUGGCGAGGACUUUGGGGGUGACAGUGAUGACAAUAUGGACGAGGCUAUAUACUGAAGAAGGUCUCUGGACCCUUGUGUCUUUCUUGAGGCUACAGAGAGUAACUGUCCCUGUUAUUUGUUUUUUCGGACAAGCAAAUCAUUUGGUCAGAGUUCACAUAACCUGUCUGGUCCCUGGAGAUGGGAAUGGAGGAUGAUGACAGUUUAUUUUCUACGCUUCCCCUCCUUCCACGUUUGUAUCACCUCUGCUAUCUUGGGGAAAGUGCAAAGGACAAAUAUCUCAAUUGUAUGAAGGGAGAAAGGAGAAUUGAAAGAACUGGGGUUGUUAGAGCUGAGAUAACUGUACACAUACCCCUGCCCAAUUUGUAUAGCUCUUUGUGGAGAUAAUAGGGGUGGGAGCAGUUUGAAGGAGUAAGCCUGGUUUUAUACUUUUAAAUAAAGUGUUUUUAUCUGUCUC
Chlorocebus sabaeus (green monkey) is the source of this 1233-nucleotide messenger RNA. RefSeq names its product RNA polymerase III subunit GL (gene POLR3GL). Gene Ontology annotation, cellular component: RNA polymerase III complex. The record is from RefSeq and is a predicted model, not a curated record. Lineage: Eukaryota; Metazoa; Chordata; Mammalia; Primates; Cercopithecidae. Gene Ontology annotation, biological process: transcription by RNA polymerase III.